This is a messenger RNA of Carassius gibelio (silver crucian carp), 4100 nucleotides long. RefSeq lists its product as uncharacterized. Bases 295 to 717 code for a protein of 140 amino acids. Lineage: Eukaryota; Metazoa; Chordata; Actinopteri; Cypriniformes; Cyprinidae. The transcript is spliced from 3 exons. The record is from RefSeq and is a predicted model, not a curated record.
AACUGCGUUUGAGCUCCGUCACUAUAUUCUUUUCAUUGACUAUUUUUAACUUAAAAAUCUAUUUUAUACACCAUCGUUUCCGUUUAUAUAACGCGUGAAUAUAUCCUCUAUUGUAUUCUACAACAAAAACAAUUAGAGCGACUCGCUAUCACUAGAUUUAUUUUGAUCUCCCGGGUCCGCUAUUAGCUUUUAGCCAGUUAGCAUCAGCAAGCGUGGUUGCUGCUAACUGAGCUUACAUUGCUAAUACUCUAUUCACACACAUUACCACUGCUGUACUCACUGUUACUUGCUUUAAUGGCGGAUGAAUGUCUCCACUCUGUGCAGCUCGAGCUCGAGGCCGUGGGGAAGCAGAUUCGCGACCUGGAACGGAGGCAGGCCGAGCUGAGAGAGCGGAGAGCCGCGCUGGAAUCAUCCCGGGCUGACGCUCACAAGUCCGGGGCCCGGUGCACCCAGGACGCGAUCUUCCCAGAUGUCCUUCACUGCGACGCCGGGACACCACGGACCCUGGGUGCAUCCACAGCGGAGGAUGCGAGCCGGGUCCCGGGCGACGACAUCUCCCCCUCCUGCCUUCGAGAUCUCCAUCCAGAACCGCUUCGCUCCCCUCCGCGAGACAGGACGCGACGCUGUGAUCAUCGGAGACUCCAUCGUCCGACACAUACCCGCGAUCCUGAAGGACGACGAGAGCCCGAGAGCGGUCGUGCUUCACGCCGGGGUUAACGACACCACGCUGCGGCAGACGGAGACGCUGAAGAGGGACUUCAGGAGCCUGAUCGAGACGGUUCGCAGCACGACGCCCGCGGCGACGAUCGUCGUGUCAGGACCACUGCCCACGUAUCGACGAGGACACGAAAGGUUCAGUAGACUUUUUGCUUUAAAUGAAUGGUUGUUGUCAUGGUGUAAAGAACAGAAACUGCUAUUUGUUAAUAACUGGAAUCUUUUCUGGGAGCGUCCUAGACUGUUUCGCGCUGAUGGAUUACACCCCAGUCGAGUCGGAGCGGAGCUUCUCUCUGACAACAUCUCCAGGACACUUCGCUCCAUGUGACUAGUAAGUCAAUUCUCAAAUAACCAUUAUGAUGAGUUUUGUUCCACCCGCUUAAAUGAUAAAAGUACUUGUGCUGUAAAACCUAUUAAGACUGUGUCUGUUCCCAGAAUAGUGAGGUCAAAAUAUAAAUAUAAAUAUAAUGUAGGAUCUAGAAAAAAUCUUAUCGUAAUUAAACCAGAAAAAUGUAAAGUAAAUGAACAAAAACAAUUUUUAAAGUUUGGGCUCAUAAAUAUUAGAUCACUCACACCAAAAGCAGUUAUUGUAAAUGAAAUGAUCACAGAUAAUAGUUUUGAUUUACUCUGCUUGACUGAAACCUGGCUAAAACCAAAUGAUUAUUUUGGUCUAAAUGAGUCUACUCCACCAAACUACUGUUAUAAGCAUGAGCCCCGUCAGACUGGUCGUGGCGGGGGUGUUGCAACAAUAUAUAGUGAUAUUCUCAAUGUUACCCAGAAAACAGGAUACAGGUUUAACUCUUUUGAAAUACUAAUGCUAAAUGUUACUCUGUCAGACAUGCAAAAGAAAUCUAAUGUAUCUCUUGCUCUGGCUACUGUGUAUAGACCACCAGGGCCGUAUACAGAAUUCCUAAAAGAAUUUGCAGAUUUCCUCUCAGACCUUCUAGUUACAGUUGAUAAGGCGCUAAUCAUGGGAGAUUUUAAUAUUCACGUUGAUAAUACAAAUGAUACAUUAGGACUUGCGUUUACUGACCUAAUAAACUCCUUUGGAGUCAAGCAAAAUGUCACCGGGCCCAUUCAUCGUUUUAAUCAUACACUAGAUUUAAUUAUAUCGCAUGGCAUCGAUCUUACUGCUAUAGAUAUUGUACCUCAAAGUGAUGAUAUUACAGACCAUUUCCUCGUAUCGUGCAUGCUGCGUAUAACUGAUAUUAACUAUAUGUCGCAGCGAUACCGUCUGGGCAGAACUAUUGUUCCAGCCACCAAAGACAGAUUCGCAAAUAACCUGCCUGAUCUAUCUCAACUGCUAUUUGUACCCAAAAAUACACAUGAAUUAGACAAAAUUACUGACAACAUGGGCACUAUUUUCUCUAAUACAUUAGAAGCUGUUGCCCCAAUCAAAUUGAAAAAAGUUAGAGAAAAACGUACUGUACCAUGGUAUAACAGUAAUACUCACUCUCUCAAGAAAGUAACUCGUAGUCUUGAACGCAAAUGGAGAAAAACUAACUUAGAAGUUUUUAGAAUUGCAUGGAAAAACAGUAUGUCCAGCUAUAGACAGGCUCUAAAAACUGCUAGGGCAGAGCAUAUACACAAACUCAUUGAAAAUAACCAAAACAAUCCAAGGUUUUUAUUUAACACAGUGGCUAAGUUAACAAAUUACCAGAUGCCACCUGAUUCAAAUAUUCCACCAACGUUAAAUAGUAAUGACUUUAUGAAUUUCUUCACUGAUAAAAUAGAUAACAUUAGAAAUACAAUAGCGAAUGUAGAUUCUACAGCAUCUAACACUUCAGUUUCAUCCAUCGCACCCAAACAUAAACUGCAGUGCUUUACAACCAUAGGACAGGAGGAGCUAAAUAAACUUAUCACUGUAUCUAAACCAACAACAUGUUUAUUAGAUCCUGUACCCACUAAAUUACUAAAAGAGCUGUUACCUGUAGCCGAAGAACCGCUUCUCAAUAUCAUAAACUCGUCGUUAUCUUUAGGACACGUCCCAAAACCAUUCAAGCUGGCGGUUAUCAAGCCUCUUAUUAAGAAACCAAAACUAGAUCCUAGUGUACUGGCAAAUUAUAGGCCUAUUUCAAAUCUUCCAUUUAUGUCUAAAAUUUUAGAAAAAGUUGUGUCUGCUCAAUUGAGCACCUUCCUGCAUAAAAAUGAUCUGUAUGAAGAAUUUCAGUCAGGUUUUAGGCCCCACCAUAGCACAGAAACUGCACUUGUUAAAAUUACAAAUGACCUGCUCCUUGCGUCAGACCAAGGCUGCAUCUCAUUUCUAGUCUUACUUGAUCUUAGUGCUGCGUUCGACACCAUAGAUCAUGACAUACUCAUAGAUCGAUUACAAAACUAUACAGGUAUUCAAGGGCAGGCUCUAAGAUGGUUUAGAUCCUACCUGUCUGAUCGCUACCAUUUUGUUUACUUAAAUGGGGAGUCAUCUCAUUUAUCAUCAGUAAAAUAUGGAGUGCCACAAGGAUCCGUCCUAGGUCCCCUUCUAUUUUCAAUAUACAUGUUGCCCCUUGGUAAUAUUAUUAGAAAAUACGGAAUUAGCUUCCACUGUUAUGCUGAUGAUACUCAGCUAUAUAUCUCAACGAGACCAGAUGAAACUUCCCAAUUAUCUAAGCUAACAGAUUGUGUUAAAAAUGUAAAAGAUUGGAUGACAAAGAAUUUUCUCCAAUUAAAUUCGGAUAAGACGGAGAUAUUAAUUAUUGGACCAAAAAACACUACACAGAAUCUUGUAGAUUACAAUCUGCAACUAGACGGAUGUACUGUAACUUCCUCUACAGUCAGAAAUCUGGGUGUUAUAUUAGACAGCAAUUUGUCUUUUGAAAAUCAUAUUUCCAAUGUUACAAAAAUUGCAUUCUUCCAUCUUAGAAACAUUGCCAAGCUACGAAACAUGUUAUCUGUUUCUGAUGCAGAAAAGCUAGUUCAUGCAUUCAUGACCUCUAGACUGGACUAUUGUAAUGCACUUCUAGGUGGUUGUCCUGCUUCUUCAAUAAACAAGCUACAGGUCGUCCAAAAUGCAGCAGCGAGAGUCCUUACGAGGUCAAGAAAAUAUGAUCAUAUUACCCCAAUUUUACAGUCUCUGCACUGGCUACCUAUUAAGUUCCGCAUCAGUUACAAAUUAUCAUUACUUACCUAUAAGGCCCUAAAUGGUUUAGCUCCAGCGUACCUAACUAGCCUUCUACCACGUUACAACCCAUCACGCACCCUAAGGUCACAAAACGCUGGACUUUUGGUAGUUCCUAGGAUAGCAAAGUCCACUAAAGGAGGUAGAGCCUUCUCACAUUUGGCUCCCAAACUCUGGAAUAGCCUUCCUGAUAAUGUUCGGGGUUCAGACACACUCUCUUUGUUUAAAUCUAGAUUAAAAACACAUCUCUUUCGCCAAGCAUUCGAAUAAU